Messenger RNA from Acaulospora colombiana, 2871 nucleotides. The record is from the annotation of a GenBank genome assembly. Lineage: Eukaryota; Fungi; Glomeromycota; Glomeromycetes; Diversisporales; Acaulosporaceae.
AUGGACAUUAGGAACUACUUUAAUAAGCCCGAAGGAACGUCUGAUAACAAAAAACACGCGAAAAAGGAAACCGGGGUCACCAAGGGACAACCGAAGAAACGAGAGGGAAAAAGGCGUGUCAAUGGUGGGUCCGAUGAGGAAGUAGGUUCUAAAAUCAAGAAAAGUCAGGAAGUAGAGGUCGUGGGAAAAAACGCGAAAAGGAGUCAGAAAAAAAUAAAGGUUGAGGAAGUUCCUAAUGAAAUUUCUCCGAGCGAUUACUUUUCGGAUAAGAAGAUAACAAGAAGUGACAAUAAAACCCGUAAAUCUGAGAAAUCAAAAGUUAAUCUUGAUGAUCAAAGCGAAAAUGUCCCGGACAAUUCAAGUAAGAAUAUUGAUCACGAGGAAAUGGAUAUUGAUGAAGUCAUGCCCGAGAAAUCAGUAACGUCUAAGCAUUCGACCAGAAAAACUAAUGCGACGUCAAAGAGUGACACGAAGAAAAAACAAAUCAAGAAGGAAAAGGAUAAUGAAUUUGAUGCCAACGAGAUUGAAUCAAAAUUACAGAAAAGGUCUAAUGAUGAGGAUGAUGGAUUCAUUUCUACGGAAGAUCAUCUUUCCAAGAAAAAACAAAAGAAAUCGAAGAAAGAUAGUGAUGAAAGUGAAUUUGAAGAUGUUGAUGUUAAAACGGACAUCGAAAAUAAAAAAGUUAAAAAAGUUGCAGCGAGAAAGCCAUCACGGUCGUCGGCAGAAUUUGAAGUUGAUGAAUCCAAGCCCACUAAGGAUACUCCCGAAGCAUCAUCAUCAAAGUCCAAUAAAGGGUUUUCCUACCGUAACUUUUUGCAAAAAAGAACCGGUCCAUCAGCACCUGGAUCGAAGGAAGUACCUGUUGGCGCAGAUAAUUGUUUGAUAGGUCUGACUUUCGUUUUUACUGGUGAUUUGGAAUCCCUCAGCCGGGAAGAGUCGCAGGACCUUGUUAAACGUUAUGGAGGCAAAGUAACCGCCUCUGGUCCAAGUUCGCGCACUUCAUACGUUGUCGUUGGCGAUAACCCUGGUCCAAAAAAAAUGGAAAAGGUCAAACAACUUAAAAUCCCAACUCUAACCGAAGAUCAACUAUUAGAGCUCGUCAAGACAUCACCUGGGAAAUCCGAAUCUUCUGGUGUGAGCCCCAAAAAAUCAAAACCGCAUCCUUCCAGCACUGAAAAAGAGAUGGAGAAAAUUCUGCAACCCUCUUCACCCUCAGACUCUUCUAGCGCGGAUACUGGUUCGUCACAAUUGUGGACUGAGAAAUACAAGCCAACAUCAAUCAAAGAAGUUUGUGGUAACAAGACGCAAGUUGAAGGCCUUCAGAGAUGGUUGAGCACAUGGGACGAAAAUAGUAAAAAAGGAUUUAAAUUUCAAACAAACAAUUCUUUUCCCGCGGCGUUAUUAUCCGGAAAUCCUGGGAUCGGAAAAACCACUGCUGCACAUUUGGUUGCUAAAAACGAAGGCUAUGAUGUCAUGGAGUUCAAUGCAAGCGAUGCACGAAGUAAAAAGGCGUUGGAUGAGGCUGUCAAAAUCGCUACACAUAAUACAUCUAUCUCAUGGUUCGCUCAUGAUGAAUCUGCUUCCAGUCAGGACUCGGAGAACGCAAAUAAAAUUUUAAUCAUUAUGGAUGAGGUCGACGGUAUGUCUGCCGGAGACAGAGGUGGAAUGGCGGAACUUAUAAAAUUAAUUAGGAAAACACAGUUUUUUAAUGCGUUUAGGGAAAAGAUUAAAUUCAAUUCGUCCAAUGCAAUCGAUGAACUAGUCAGGGGAGCCAAUUCAGACAUUCGUCAGGUCUUAACUCAACUUUCUUCGUUAAAAAUUACACAUGACACUAUAAAUUACGAUGAGGUCAAAGAGUUUGGAAAGGCAUUUGAAAAAAAUACUAGCAUGAACCUGUGGACCAUCGCCGCUACCAUCCUUGGCGCUUCGACGUGGAAUCCGCGUAACAAAUCCAGCUUGAAUGAUAAGUUGGAUCUUUAUUUUCUCGAAUCUGACUUAUUACCUUUGAUGGUUCAAGAAAAUUAUUUGAAAAUCAGCCCAGAUCGUUCCUCGGAGUUUAAAAAAAGUAACGCGGGGAACCCUCAACUCCUUGAACAGAUCGCCACCAUGGAAGCAUUUAGUAAAGCCGCUGACUGCAUUUCAGAUGGGGACCUUGCCGACAGGAUGAUACACGGUUCUCAACAUUGGUCAUUGAUGCCGAUUCACGGAAUGUUUUCUUGUAUUCUUCCAGCAUAUCACGUCCAUGGUGGCAGUUCAUCUCAAUUCGCGUUUCCAAGUUGGUUGGGUCAAAAUUCCAAGGCCUCAAAGUAUCAACGAAUCUUGAAAGAACUACAGAUUCAUAUGCGAUUAAAAAUAUCUGGCGACAAGAGUGAAGUUCGAUUGAAUUAUAUCCCCGCCUUAUUUUCAGCAUUAUCCCUUCCACUUAUCAAUGAGGGUUCGGAAAGCAUUGAUCGAAUCAUUGAGUCCAUGAACUAUUAUUAUCUCAGUAAAGAUGACUGGGAUGCGAUAAUUGAAUUGGGCGUUGGUUCUAAUGAUGGCGAAAAGACGUUGAAAAAGAUCGACAAAAGCGUCAAGUCGAACUUCACCCGAAGAUACAACGCCUCCUCACACCCAAUUCCCUUUCUUAAAGCCUCUGCGGUUAGCUCGGUGUCUAAAUUUGCAAGCUCUGCCGAGGUUCCUGAUUUUGAGGAGGCAGUCGAACAGGAACAAGAAACUAAGGAAGAUGAAGAGGCUGCUACCGAUGAAGAUGAGGAUUUAUCAAAGGACAAAUUCAUCAAGAAAAGAGGUGAUGCUGGAGAGGGUUCUGUUCGUGGCAGACGCAGUUCAGGUGGGGCCAGUAGGGGUAGGCGCAAGUCUAGUAGCAAAAAAUAA